GCGACGACUCUUUGUACUAGCAUCUCGAAGGCUAUGGGCAAGACUAGCAAGACUCAAAAUAAACGCGCAGUUCUUGGUCCACAGGAAAUCCGCAGGAGCGCAGCCAAAUCUUCUUCAAAGAAGAAGCAAAAGCAGCGCUUCAGGGAACAGAUCGACCAAGCUAGACAUGCUCUUGAUUCGAAUGCUCGAACACUGUACGAGGUGCGUUGGAAUCUAAUCCCUCGGUGAUCAGACCGGGAAGACCGCCAUUCGGUCUUUUUUCAUGAUUGAAAUCAUGUGGAUUAAAUUUGGCUUCUCAAUGCUUACAAACAUAUUUUCCAGGCCAUCGGGAGACCUACGGCCUUGCACUCCAAUCGACCUCCUGCAGAUGAAAUAGAUCAUGUAAAGGCUCUCACCGAGACCAUCAUGAGCCUUUGAUCCAUAUCGCGUGCGAGGAUUCUUACUCAUGGUCUACAUGUUCAUUGAAUGUCUGUAUUGUAGGACCAUCAUAUCUCGCAGCCUCUGCAUCGUACUGCACAUGAACAAGACAUGCGUGUUCAUACACGCUUAUCUUUGUAUGCAUGUCCUUCAGAGACAAAUUCAAAAUGAUGACUGUGACAAGGUAGAGCUUUCGACUAUUUAUCAUUUCUGGUGCCUGACUGUUAUUGACUUUGGUUGCUUGUUCAUAUCAGAUGCGAUGAAGAGUCGUCACCGUCAGGAAGACAACUUCGUAUUACCUUGCCCGGGGGACAUGAAUGAAUCAGUUGUGUAGUCUUACGCGCAUACCGAGUUACUUUUUGUUGCGUCCGCAAAAUGUCUGAGAUGAUCUAAAUGUCCAAAUAUCACAAACAAAUAUUAAUUUCAC
Molecule: messenger RNA, 844 nt
Organism: Suillus subalutaceus
Lineage: Eukaryota; Fungi; Basidiomycota; Agaricomycetes; Boletales; Suillaceae
Exons: 1
Coding region: 446-751 (101 amino acids)
Source: RefSeq, a predicted model, not a curated record